AUGUCGCCCGGUGAUUGGUCCCCGGGUCUCGCCAGUGAAGCAACUUCAAUUCUCUCCCCAUUCAUAGAAUCACAGAAAAAGAGGGAGCUCCGCAAUCCAUCUUCUCCGCCUCUGGAUCGCCCUACCUGUCCACUACACAAACCAAUGCAAAGCAAGCAUUUUCGCCCCCAAAAGGACACCGCUUGGAGCCAAAGCCACGACACCCAAAAUGUUGACCGAACGCAGCCCCAGUUUGCAAAGAGGCUUCGUCCUGGAUUCCUCUUGCGGGAGAUUCUACACUCCUGCUGCGCGUCUCCCGAAAAUCCAGGCUCUCCUCAAAACCCUGAGAACACUGGAAUAAACGAUGACUAUAUCUUGGUGACACCUGUUAAGGUUGACCCGGGCGGAGGUUCUGUGCAGACUAACAGAGUGAAGCGCUCAGCGCCCAUGGAUUCCCUGCAUUACAAACUCUCCUUCUCCGACCAGGAGCUGCACCUCGACUUAAGACCCUCGAACGUGCUGGCGAAAGGUUUCAGGGUGCACCUACUGGGUUCGCAGGGUGUCACCGAGACCCCCCUCUCAGAGUCUCAGGCGAACUGCUUCUAUCAGGGACACAUCAGGAAUGACAGCGCUUCUUCUGUGGCUGUGUCGACAUGCCAGGGUUUGUCAGGUUUAAUACGGAGCCAAGAAAAUGAAUACCUUAUAACUCCAUUACCUCAUCACCUGGCACUAAGACACAACUACACCUCAUCUGCUGGUAAUCGCCCUCAUGCACUCUUCAAGCGAUCGGUGGAGCACAGAAUGCAACAGCGUCCAGUGAGUAGUGGACAUCAUCACCAGCACCAUCUUCACUCUUAUCAUCCCCAACUGCAAAAGCAUCAGCAGCACAAGAGAGAUCAGAAGCAACACUACUGUGGGCGACGAAAGAAAUACAUGCCUCAACCUCCAGUCGAAGAUAUCCACCUCUUGUCCGAUGAAUACAGCUCCAGGAGCAGACUGAAACGCACAGCCUUCGAUUCCCGGAAAUCCGGAGGGCUUACUGUUGAAACGCUGGUAGUGGCAGACAAGAAGAUGCUUGAGAGACACGGCAGAGAGAAUAUCACGACUUAUAUCCUCACCGUUAUGAAUAUGGUAUCCAGUCUUUUCAAAGAUGGCACCAUCGGAAAUGACAUAAAGAUUGUGAUUGUGAGCCUGUUACUUCUGGAGCAGGAUCCACCUGGGUUAGUGAUCAACCAUCAUGCAGACCAAUCGUUGAAUAGUUUCUGCCAGUGGCAGUCUGGCCUGAUGGAAAAGAACGGAAAGCGGCAUGAUCAUGCGGUGUUACUGACAGGACUGGACAUCUGCUCUUGGAAGAAUGAACCUUGUGAUACAUUGGGUUUUGCUCCGAUUAGUGGAAUGUGCAGCAAAUACCGAAGCUGCACCAUCAAUGAAGACACGGGCCUGGGCCUAGCUUUCACCAUUGCUCAUGAAUCUGGACAUAACUUUGGCAUGAUUCAUGAUGGAGAAGGAAACCCGUGUCGGAAGACGGAGGGUAAUAUCAUGUCACCAACCCUGGCUGGGAACAAUGGCGUUUUCUCAUGGUCUGCAUGCAGUCGACGAUAUCUCAGCAGGUUCCUCAGUACGGCUCAAGCCUCCUGUCUGAUUGACGAACCUAACCAGUUGCGUGAGUACCAGUAUCCCACAGGACUGCCGGGGGAACUAUACGAUGCCGACACCCAGUGCAAGUGGCAGUUUGGAGCAAAAGCCAAGCUGUGCUCCCUCGACUUUGUGAAGGACAUUUGCAAAGCACUUUGGUGCCAUAAGAGUGGGCACAGAUGUGAAACAAAGUUUAUGCCAGCUGCAGAGGGUACAGUUUGUGGACCUAACAAGUGGUGUCGGCGAGGUCAGUGCUUGAAAUAUGGAGACGAUGGCCCCAAGCCCAUUAACGGUCAGUGGUCCAGCUGGUCAGAGUGGUCGGAAUGCUCCCGGACCUGCGAUGGUGGAGUUAACUACAGGGAGAGACACUGCAACAGCCCAAAGCCUCAGUAUGGGGGAAAGUUCUGCCAUGGUUCCAGCCGGCUCUAUCAGAUGUGUAAUGUCCAGGUUUGUCAACACAGCAGCGUCCUGUUCCGAGACCAGCAAUGUGCCGAGUACAACAGCAAGCCUUUCAGGGGCUGGUACUACAAGUGGAAGCCCUACACAAAGGUCAAUGAUGAAGAUGUUUGCAAGUUGUAUUGUAUUGCUGAAGAUUUUGACUUCUUCUUUGCCAUGUCUAACAAAGUGAAGGAUGGAACUCGGUGCGUUGAGAACAAAUUCGAUGUUUGCAUCGAUGGCAUUUGUGAGGCAGUGGGAUGUGACCAUGUCCUGGGCUCCAAGGCUGUCGUGGAUGCUUGUGGAUUAUGCAAUGGAGACAAUUCAACCUGCACAUUCUUCAGAGGGCAAUACCAUCAACAGCACCGGGCAAAUGAGUACUACCUUGUUGUCACGGUACCAGCGGGGGCUCGGAGCAUUCACGUUCAGGAGCUGGAGAUCUCAACGAGUUACUUGGCAGUGCGCAGCCUGAAGGGCAAAUACCACCUGACAGGGGAUUGGACAGUGGACUGGCCGGGGCAGUUCAGGUUUGGAGGAGCUGUGUUUCACUACCAGCGGUCAUUCAACACACCAGAGAGCCUGUACUCAGCGGGUCCAACUAAUGAGACACUCGCCUUUGAAAUCCUCUUACAAGGAAAAAAUCCAGGUAUUGCCUGGGAGUACACGUUGCCGAUUGCUGCUAAUGAAAGCAAGACUACUGUUCAGAAACACAACUACACCUGGGUGGUCGUGCGAUCAGGUUGCUCAGCAUCAUGUGCAGGAGGAAAAAUGGUGACCACUGCAUAUUGUCUACAAGAUCACUUGAUGCAAGUCAACUCCACCUUGUGUCAUGCACAGACAAGACCAGUCACGGGAUCAAUUACCUGCAAUACACAGCCCUGCCCUGCAAGUUGGUCGGCUGGCAAGUGGGAUGACUGCAGCAGGUCUUGCGGAGGAGGGAAGCAGGCGCGGCAGAUCCAGUGUUUCCGCAAGGUAGCUUUCCAACGGGAUGAGGCAGUGCCAAGCUCCAUGUGCCCACCGGUGGCACCUGCUCAGAUACAGCCCUGCAACAUCCAGGACUGCCCGCCUGAGUGGACUACGGGAGCGUGGACCCAGUGUUCCAAGACGUGCGGAAGGGGCAUGAGGAAACGUGUCAUCUACUGUAGAAGCACGAACCCUAUGUCAAAGCCUCAUGCCGUACCAGAGAGUCUGUGCAACCAGGAAGUGAAGCCAAAGAGUCAGGAGAUGUGUGUGCUCCGGCGCUGCCCAAAGAAUGACAGACUGCGUUGGAUCACCUCACCGUGGACCAAGUGCUCGGUGUCCUGUGGUCUCGGCCUACAGAAACGGGAGCUGAGAUGCAGCGAGAAAACCCUGUCAGGAAAACACAUCGAGUUUCCCCAAAGACGAUGUCGUCACUUGCCCAAAGCAAAUGUCGAGCUCGAACGGGUAUGUAACCUCGGACACUGCCCAAAACGCUCCUCGGAUCAAAUACCCAACCAUGCUGGAUCAGCUUGGUAUGCAUCACCAUGGCAACAGUGUACAGUAACAUGCGGGGGAGGAGUCCAGAUGCGUACGGUGCAUUGCCAGUGGCAGGCGCGGCCUGCAGUGGGAUGUUUAGCACAUCAGAAGCCAGCAGUUUCGAGAGCCUGUAACACCAGCUUCUGUCCAUCUCCCAGGAAAGAUCUCAACUGCGUUGACUUCUUCAGCUGGUGUCACCUGGUCCCGCAACAUGGUGUCUGCGGUCACAAGUUCUACGGCAAGCAGUGCUGCAAAUCCUGCAGCAAAACCAAUCGAUAGCAUUCGCUGGAGAAGCCGCCACCCUCUGAUUUCUGCCUUCACCCUUAACCGCAUUCCCUCCCCUCCCCCUUCCCUUGACCUCUUCCCCACCCCACCCCCACAUGACAACAUUAUUUAUUAGUCCCAGUCAAGACAUGUCGAUCCACAUGCAUUGAUCAGGACCAGCAAAUGGACAGACUCUGGACUCCUCGAUGGAGGGGGGUUUGGUGGCUAGUCUGGGCAAUGGACUUGAUGGGACAAGUGUCGGCCCCUCCCAGACUGGGUGCACACGUGGCUUGAAGGACUCAUGCUACGGAGAGGGCCGGAUUAUCAACUGGUGCUACACAGACUUUGAAAUAUUGCAGUGUUCACCGUCCAAAUCAACUUCACUUGGUGGGAGUUUCUUUUUCGCAUUUUAAUUUGAGGACCCAGCUGGAUACAUUGAAUCAUCUUCAGAGCUGAGAAUCAGAUGCUGCCAGAUCUGCUGAGUUUCCUGAGCACCUUCCCGUUUUAUUUCAGAUCUCCAGCAUCCACAAUAUUUUGCUUUUAACUAGUCUGGAUCCAAGUGUUUUUUUAAAGAAAAAAAGCAACAUGAGACACAAAUGCUUCAAUUCCAUUUACACUCUUGCUAAACAUGUUGGAAUUUAAAGUAGGAUGAAAUUCGUGUUGUACUAAAUCUGGACAGGAUUAAUAUUUUUGGCAUUGGGGGCAGUGA
This is a messenger RNA of Hemiscyllium ocellatum (epaulette shark), 4519 nucleotides long. RefSeq names its product ADAM metallopeptidase with thrombospondin type 1 motif, 18 (gene adamts18). Bases 1 to 3825 code for a protein of 1274 amino acids. Gene Ontology annotation, biological process: extracellular matrix organization; proteolysis. Gene Ontology annotation, molecular function: metalloendopeptidase activity. The record is from RefSeq and is a predicted model, not a curated record. Gene Ontology annotation, cellular component: extracellular matrix. Lineage: Eukaryota; Metazoa; Chordata; Chondrichthyes; Orectolobiformes; Hemiscylliidae. The transcript has 24 exons.